Solanum stenotomum is the source of this 1422-nucleotide messenger RNA. RefSeq names its product pyridoxine/pyridoxamine 5'-phosphate oxidase 1, chloroplastic-like. The transcript is spliced from 8 exons. Gene Ontology annotation, cellular component: mitochondrion. Lineage: Eukaryota; Viridiplantae; Streptophyta; Magnoliopsida; Solanales; Solanaceae. Bases 222 to 1232 code for a protein of 336 amino acids. The record is from RefSeq and is a predicted model, not a curated record. Gene Ontology annotation, molecular function: NAD(P)HX epimerase activity.
CAGAAGCAUCUUUUCAAUUUAAUAGAUUCUGAAUUACGACUAUGCUUUUCCAAUAAUGUAUUUCGUUAUUAUAAAUUAAAGAUGAAUUUAUUUCUGUUAACGGGAAGGGGAAUUUUUCCGAAAAGAGGAGCGAAGUUAUGUACAAUAAUAAUUCGAGGACACUCCAGAGAGUGUAGAAGGAACUAAAAAGUAUCGAUUGUUGUGUUUUGGAGCUGAGCAACAUGGAUAGCACAGAGGAGAUAUCAUAUGUGAGCCAGCAAGAAGCCAUAGAAAUUGAUCAGAUGUUGAUGGGUCCUCUUGGUUUUACUGUGAUUCAGCUCAUGGAAUUGGCAGGCUUGAGUGUUGCCUCUGCAAUUGGAGAGGUCUAUAGUCCAAGUGAAUAUACUCGUGUGCUUGUUAUAUGUGGUCCUGGUAAAAAUGGUGGGGAUGGUCUUGUAGCUGCUCGACACUUGCAUCACUUUGGUUAUAAGCCCUCCAUUUGUUAUCCAAAGCGGAAUGCUGAACCUCCUUUUGCUGGUCUGGUUACCCAGCUUGAGUCACUGUCAGUUCCAUUCUUGCCAGUGGAAGAUCUACCCGUGCAACUUUCAAGUGACUUUGAAAUUAUAGUGGAUGCAAUUUUUGGAUUCUCAUUCCAUGGGAACCCAAGGCCACCGUUUGAUAGUCUCAUUAGAAGGAUGGUCCCCAUAAAAACCCAGCAGCGCACACAUGAAAUAGCAGCUGUCGUUAUAUCUGUAGACAUACCUUCUGGGUGGCAUGUGGAAGAGGGAGGCAUUGAACCUGAUAUGCUGGUCUCUUUGACUGCUCCAAAAUUGUGUGCCAAAAUGUUUUGUGGCCCGCAUCAUUUUUUGGGUGGAAGAUUUGUUCCACAAUCCAUCAUAGACAAAUUCAAGUUAAAACUUCCAUCGUAUCCCAGCACUUCCAUGUGUGUUCGAAUUGGAAAUCUUCCAGAAACCAAUUUAUCAGCACAGAAAGGGAUAUUUACAGCUUCUGUAAAUCUUGAGGUGGAGGAAAAUCCUAUUGAUCAGGUUGAGUUGUAUAAAGUAUAUCUAGAACUUAAAUGUAUGCAAACUUCUUUUCUUAAAAGCAAUGCAGAAUUUUUUGAGUUUUGGCAGGGAGAGGAAUCUCAAGUGCACCUCAAAUUUCGGUACUAUGCGGAGGAGAUUGAUGGAAGAAGAGUAUGGACAAUUCAUAGAUUGGUCCCGCAAUUAGCAGAAUCAGCAUCUUCAUUAUGACUUGCCAUCUCUUUGAACUUAGCAAAAAUGCACCAGUGCAUGCAUAUGAUAGGAAGCUAACAAUUAGAUCGUUUCUUUUUCCUGUUUUCCCUUCUGAUUACCUUUUCUUGGGUAGGAUAUUGCACUUGGAAGGUGAUAUAACAUUACUGAGGGUGUACAUAUGUAUUACCAGAAAUUGUUUACUUGCUCA